AUGGCUUUACUUAUUUUUGGAUUGGUGUUAUUUCCUAAUAUGGAGAAGUUAGUUGAUGCAGCAGCUAUCAGCGUGUUUUGGGCUGUCAAGGUUAAGAAUGAAGAUACAGUACCCGCACUCCUAGCAGAUGUUUAUCACACCUUGCACUUACGCUUUGAGAAGAAGGGAGGACUGAUGUUAUGUUGCAUACCACUCCUUUACCAAUGGUUUGUCUCUCAUGUGUUCAAAGAGGUUGAUACAAUUGAAAGUAUGGAUGGAUAUGAGUGGUCUCAAAAGCUAGUAGGACUCACUGAAAAUACCAUUAUUUGGUAUCCUCAUGGUUUGAAUGUGGGAGAUACGAUUACUAGUUGUGGAGAAUUUCCGAAUAUACCAUUGAUAGGGUCAAAAGGGUGCAUUAACUACAACCCUAUUUUAGCAGUGAGGCAGUUGGGUUAUCCUAUCACAUACAAGCCGGAUGAUCAGUUGUUAGAAGGUUUUGUGUUCCAUGAUAUGGAGGAUCUCAUUAUGCUGAGAAGGGUUAUCUGUGCCUGGGAAAAAGUUCGCUUCAGAGGACAAGACAAAGGAAAGGGUGUCAUAGGGGAUAGAGAACCCUAUCAUCAAUGGGUCACCAGAAGAAGUCAAGAGAUUAAGCUGCCAUUCAUCCUUGAUCCUCCAACUCAACCUCCACCACCAGAACCCAUCCCUGUCUCUAUGGAAGAAGUGGAAGCGUUGAGAGCUACUACAGCAAGACUUGGACGAGAAAAUGAAGAGCUACAGACCAGCUUCCAGCAAGUUUUAAAUGAAAGAAAUGAAAUAAAGUGGGAACUAGAGAGGAAGAAGGCUCAGCUAGAAGCGACUGAGGAAAAAGUCGACAAGGAAGAACGCAAGAGAAAGAAAGUGAAAGUAGGCAUGGAACAAGCUGACCACUGCCUAGAAACCAUUAAAGAGCAGUUGAGACAGGUUGAGAAAGAGUGCCAAAAGAAUAAGCGAUGGUGGCUACGAGCUACAGAAGAGAAAAAAGAAGUUAGAGAAAUAUUGGAGGCUAAGAUACACAAUCUCACUAUCUCCCUCCACAAUACUGAGAACCAAGUCGAGCACGAGCGCCGACUUAAGGAAAGAGCCCUUGAAGCUUCUCGAGUCACACCUACGACAUGGGCUGAGAAAUGUCAAGAAGCAAAAGAUGCUAGAGAAGUCGCUCAAUAA
This is a messenger RNA of Lathyrus oleraceus (garden pea), 1182 nucleotides long. RefSeq lists its product as uncharacterized. The transcript has a single exon. The record is from RefSeq and is a predicted model, not a curated record. NCBI's taxonomy places the organism in Eukaryota, Viridiplantae, Streptophyta, Magnoliopsida, Fabales, Fabaceae. Bases 1 to 1182 code for a protein of 393 amino acids.